Messenger RNA from Sporothrix schenckii 1099-18, 594 nucleotides. RefSeq lists its product as uncharacterized. Gene Ontology annotation, biological process: mitochondrial translation. Lineage: Eukaryota; Fungi; Ascomycota; Sordariomycetes; Ophiostomatales; Ophiostomataceae. The coding region runs from base 1 to 594 and encodes 197 amino acids. Gene Ontology annotation, molecular function: structural constituent of ribosome. The transcript has a single exon. The record is from RefSeq and is a predicted model, not a curated record.
AUGGCCGCAUCGUCGGCGCUUUCUGCCUUGCAGGGCCGUCUCCUGGCCUCCUUCACAAACCGCCUCACAUUAUUGCGGCCAACAACAGCACCACACAUCACAGCCUCCACCUCCACCUCCACCACCCGCCCAUUUUCGUCCUCGACGCCGCGGCCGGCCGGCCCCCCACCGGGCGCCGCCUUCCACGGCGGCCAGCCCAUCCGCCGGUCCAAGCGCCACCAGGUCGACCGCGACCCCAAGAUCAAGAUUCUCGACAAGGCCCUCUACAAACUCAAGUUUGUGCCGCCGCCGCUGCGCAUGGGCCGCAACCGCUACCUGCGGCACUGGACGAUCCACCGGGCGUGGCUGCUGUUCCGGCGGCAGCAGCGGGAGGCGCGCGAGCGGGAGCUGAUGCAGCAGUACCAGAGCAUGGCGAACGCGUGCGAGGCGCUGCGGACGAUGCGCGGGCCGGGCUUGCGGGACGAGGGGUACCUGUACCGGGUGGCGAUGGAGAAGAAGGGGGUAUACCGGCACGGGGGCGUGCCGAUUGAGUAUGCGCGGAUGCAGACAGAGACGCCGGCGCGGGAGGCAUGGAACCACGACUGGAAGCGGUAG